Messenger RNA from Papilio polytes (common Mormon), 672 nucleotides. It is a transcript of the gene B9d1, whose product is annotated as B9 domain-containing protein 1. The record is from RefSeq and is a predicted model, not a curated record. The transcript is spliced from 3 exons. NCBI's taxonomy places the organism in Eukaryota, Metazoa, Arthropoda, Insecta, Lepidoptera, Papilionidae. Gene Ontology annotation, cellular component: MKS complex. Gene Ontology annotation, biological process: cilium assembly. Bases 65 to 658 code for a protein of 197 amino acids.
UUGAAGCCGUAACGUAGUUUUCAAACAGUUUUCGUUAUAUUCAGGUCAUUUUUUUUAUAUUUCAAUGAAAGAAAGUGAAAUAACAAAAUUCCUUAUAUCGUUUAAUUGUCGGAUAGAUUAUGUUUUAUUUCCUGGAGGCGUGUUUGAUGACCAAAUUUUUUUACAAUAUGAUGUUGUUUGGGGUCCGGAUUGGGACCCAAUUUCCGGGCUAAAUACGGGAACUAGCCAAAUGGCAAUGCCCGGCAGAGAUCCAGAGAGAGUGGUUUUUAACUUACCUAUUGAAAUGGUAUUUAGCAGUACGAAUGUAUCUGGUUGGCCACAAUUAAUAAUAACGGUUAAAGCACGUAACACAUUCGGUGAGUCCUUACGAGGGUAUGCCGUGGUUUUAUUGCCGCCUACGACCGGCGAGCGGAAGACAUCAGCGCCAUUGACGCGCCCCCGGCCCGCCACACUGCUGGGCGAGUGGCUAGCGUGGCUAACUGGCAGAUAUCCUGAACUGGCCGACUCUAAAAUGCUGGCGAAUGGAAAAGAGAAUUAUUUAUUAAGAACAGAGUCCUACGGUAGUGUUAUUGUAAGAAUGUCGAUGGUUUCGAAGGAUCUACGCAAACUUGGCUACGACAAUCAGCCUCCUGCUUGCAGAAACAAUUGCGGAAAAUAAAUUAUUUUUCGUUA